Messenger RNA from Adineta steineri, 753 nucleotides. NCBI's taxonomy places the organism in Eukaryota, Metazoa, Rotifera, Eurotatoria, Adinetida, Adinetidae. The record is from the annotation of a GenBank genome assembly.
AUGUCAAAUCUUGAACGACUCAAUUUAUAUAUUGUGGUCGAUAGUACAUUAACAUUUAUUGAGGGAAAUUACUUGAAGAAAUUAAAUGAAUUUCAAUUUUCUAUUAUUUCACGUAUAUAUAAUCUGAAGAAAUUGAAUUUACCAUCAACAAAAGAUAUCCAACAAACAUUCAUUGAUUUUCAGACUGAGAAUAUUAUUUCUUAUGUUGAUUAUUUUCCAGAAAGUAACAAGGGUCAAUGUCAUGUUUAUUCAUAUCCAUCUAAAAUGGAGUAUUACAAAUAUAUUACAAAUAAAUUUCCUGGUGGAUUAUUCAAAUAUGUUCGUGUAGUGUCAUUAUUUGAUGAAAAACCAUUUGAACAUGAAUUUUUCCUUCGAAUUCAAAAAUCAUUUCCAUUCAUGGAAAGUCUAUCAAUAAACAAUAAUAAACCACAAAAAUGUAAACAAUCAAAUGAUAAUCAUGGAAAUUUAUCUCUUAUUCAGUAUUCUUCUCUUACUGAACUUUGUAUCAUCGAUGUUCAUGAUGAUUAUAUAGACGAAUUUCUAUCCGAUACAAAAACGUAUCUAGAAGCAAAUUUCGAUCUUUAUAUCAAAUAUGAAUCCUUACAACGGAUAACAGACAAUUUUACAAGAGAAAAUACACGAAUUAAUUGUACAAAAGUUAAUAAAUUAUAUUUACAUGAUAAUUCAAAACAUUCAAACACUUUAGAAGAAUAUUUUCCUAUCGCCAAAGUAAUUCCUCGAUCUGUAUUUUGA